AUGACAGGGAGCGGACAAGGUAGUCAGGGGUUUCGUGAGGGGAGGACAAGGAGUGGACAGGAUAUUCAGGGGAGGAGAGGGAAUAGAGAGGGGAGUGGACAUGGUAGUCAGAAACAGUUAGGAGGAGAGGGAGUGGACAUGGUAGUCAUAGACAAAGUCAGGGGACGACAGGAAGUGGCCAUGAUAGUAAGGGAAUUAGUCAGGGGACGAUGGGGAGUGGGCAUGAUAAAUUUUCAUCUUGGACUCUUGAUGUUGCGGGGACAGAGGAAUUGGGCGAGUUAUGAACUUCAGGCGAGUGCUAUAUCUAUUGCAGUAGACAACGCCAGAAAAGAUGGACAUUUCCUGAACCAUACCUUCACCGUGACGUCAGUGUUUGUUAACGACAUGUCACAAUCAGCAGGGGAGGUAGUGCGCAUGAUCACAGAAGACAAAAUCGAUCUUCUCCUCGGUCAUCCGUCCUCUAAACGUAAUCUUGGGCCUGCUUAUUUGACACCUUACUAUAAUAUGCCACAUGUUAGUUGGGAGGCUAAUGAUCCGACAUUUGGGAAUAAAAACGUUUUUAAGACCUUUGUGCGACUAUCUGCAACGUUUAAUAAAGUUGGACUCGCCACAGCAGCACUAUUCACUGAAUUCAAAUGGAAUGUAACUGCAAUAUUCAUACAGACAUCAUACGCUCUCUGCUUGCAUGCGAUGAAUGGUUUUCUAUCAAAGGUGUCUGGACAAAAGAUUACCGUGGCUUCCUACCAAACGUUUACAGAGGACCCGACAUACAACGAGAUUGAUAAAUAUCUACAAGUUAUUAAAAAGACAGCAAGAAUUGUGUUUAUGUGUGCACGGAAUAACAAUUUCCGUCGAAUAAUGAUACGAGCUCACUACACUGGCAUGACAAACGGAGACUACGUCUUUAUUGAUCCAAAUUUCAAAGCAAACGACGACCAAUACCAGUACAGAGCAUGGUACAAUAAUGACUCCGAUGACGUUAUAUCACGUGAUGCAUUUCGUCAUGUUAUCCACUUGACAGCAGCCCGAUGGUUUGACGAUGCCAGCAAGGAGCGUCACUUAGAACUAUUGAGAAUGAUUCCACAGAGAAUGGCAAAGCCUCCGUGGAAUGAUUCUACUGCGAUUGAUGAAGGAUUAUCUCCUUCCCAAUCUUCUUCAACGUUACAUGACUCUAUGUAUUUAGCUGUACUUUGGUGGGAGCAUUGUUACAAGAACAAUUUGGACCACAAGGACGGAACCAAGUUUUUCCAGUUCACAAAUAAUGUAACUUAUAAUGGCACUAGUGGUAAAAUAUAUUUUGACGGUAAUGGAGAUAAACAGCCUGUGUUCUGGGUGGAGGAUAUGAAGAACGAAAGCGACGAGGCUAGGAUAUUUGCAAUUGUUGAAACAGGCUCCGAGAUUGUAAGUAUUUGGCAAGAUAAAUCUACUCUGUGGUUGACCAAAGAUGGAGAGGCACCACCAAGUACGCCACCAUAUCAGACCACAAACAUUAUCAUCACCCUCGUAGCGUUCGUCAUCCUACUCAUCGCUGUCAGCAUUACAGUAUUGUAUAUCAGAAAGAAGAAAUACGACAUGAAGAUUUUCCAGAUGACUUGGAAAAUUAAUUUUAAAGAUAUCAGUAGUAAAAGGAACAAACGUGGAAUUGGAAGUCAG
Saccostrea cuccullata (small rock oyster) is the source of this 1653-nucleotide messenger RNA. Its product is annotated as receptor-type guanylate cyclase gcy-6-like. Gene Ontology annotation, biological process: signal transduction. Gene Ontology annotation, cellular component: membrane. Gene Ontology annotation, molecular function: peptide hormone binding; signaling receptor activity. The annotation marks the transcript as partial. The record is from RefSeq and is a predicted model, not a curated record. The transcript has 13 exons. Lineage: Eukaryota; Metazoa; Mollusca; Bivalvia; Ostreida; Ostreidae.